Molecule: messenger RNA, 854 nt
Organism: Microplitis mediator
Lineage: Eukaryota; Metazoa; Arthropoda; Insecta; Hymenoptera; Braconidae
Gene: Ntf-2
Product: probable nuclear transport factor 2
Exons: 5
Coding region: 243-635 (130 amino acids)
Biological process (GO): protein import into nucleus
Cellular component (GO): nuclear pore central transport channel
Source: RefSeq, a predicted model, not a curated record
UUAUAUAUUUUAAUCGUUGGUCCUACUGCGACAUGUAAAAGUCUGCACAGAUUUUACUACCGUAACACACAAGGCUAAAUUGGACACAGUCUUUAAUUUAACUUUUUUUUUACCCAACUUAUUACAAAAGUUUACGAAUCACUUUAUCGCGGUUGCGAUAAAAAGUGUAUAGUUGAGUUUUUCAUAAUAAAUUUAUUAUAUAAUUAUUCAUAAUUGAUUCUUUAACAAAUAACAACGUUGUAAUGGCGUUAAAUCCGUCGUACGAAGCAAUCGGCGAGGGUUUCGUUCGUCAAUAUUAUGCACUUUUUGACGAUCCCGCUCAAAGGCCGAAUUUAGUUAAUCUAUAUAGUGCGGAGUCAUCAUUCAUGACAUUCGAAGGCCAGCAGAUCCAAGGAGGCACCAAGAUUAUGGAAAAAUUAAACAGUUUGGGUUUCCAAAAAAUAAAUCGUGUGAUCACGGCUAUUGAUUCUCAGCCAAUGUUCGAUGGUGGAGUACUGAUCAGUGUCCUUGGAAGAUUGAAGACCGAUGAUGAUCAGCCCCAUGCGUAUGUCCAGACUUUUGUCCUGUCGCCUAUUGGCACCAGCUUUUUCGUGCAGCACGACAUCUUCAGACUCGGGUUGCACAACAGUGUCUAGGCUAUAAAUAUUUUUGAUCGUCCAAUGAUCAUUAUGAAUCGUGACUGAUGACGAUCCUCCACACAUGUACUACCAGACGUUUGUGCUGAAGCCACUGGCAAAUUCGUUCUUCUGCCAGCACGAUAUGUUCCGUCUUGGUAUCCACGACGUUGCAUAAGAAGAACAGAAGUUAUAAGAUUGAUUUUUAAUAAAAAAAAAAAAAAAAAAAAAAGAAAAAAA